Annulohypoxylon maeteangense is the source of this 1886-nucleotide messenger RNA. Its product is annotated as NPD-domain-containing protein. The record is from RefSeq and is a predicted model, not a curated record. Lineage: Eukaryota; Fungi; Ascomycota; Sordariomycetes; Xylariales; Hypoxylaceae. Gene Ontology annotation, molecular function: nitronate monooxygenase activity. Bases 669 to 1778 code for a protein of 369 amino acids. The transcript is spliced from 3 exons.
ACCAAAAAAAUAGGUACAUACGUACCGUAAUCUAAUCUCCGAUCUACUCUUUACGGCACUACGGCACUACGUAACUCCGGCUUAUGGAUUUUUCUUCUAAAGAAUGACGGAUGACGACGGCAUUAAGAAGGACCUACCAUUGAACUGGGCAGUUACUCCGCAGCACAAGAUUUAUCAUUAGGUAAAUCACUGCAUAUUUAAGCCCAUGCAGAAUGACUUGCGGCGACGACAUUCAUCAUUCUUUCCUUAACACGAUCUAAAACAUAUGGAAACCCGGAGCAACCGCAUGCAAAAUGGCUUAGACGAACCUCGGCUUAGUACCCGCUUUCAGGGGUUGAUGCACUCCAUCAAGUUCUAAAAGAGGCAGUAUUCCCAGAUGGGAUUAGUUCGCCGUCGACUAGGCACUCAAGAUGCCUCGGUUCCCCAGCUUUCGACUGGGUCACACGCUGGUUCAAUAGCCGUACGACCCCAAUUUCCACCAUCUCCAGACUAUUUUGCCGAUAAUCAAAGACCAUCCUCUUAGUAUUUCUAUCUCGAAUUGAUCUAUCUUCUAAUAUUUAAUCAACUCUGAUUAUUUUAUAUUAUAGUUGUAGAACCAAGUUGUAGAUCCGACUUCGCUCUGUUACCUCGAAUUGUUUUGUAAUUUCAGCUUACGUCUGACAGUCAAGAUGGCCUCACCACAGAAGAUCCGAACGCCCAUAACCGAUCUAUUCAAGAUCAACCACCCUAUCCUACUGGCUGGUAUGAACGUAGCUGCUGGUCCCAAGUUGGCAGCAGCUGUUACAAAUGCCGGAGGUCUCGGUGUCGUUGGAGGCAUGUCAUACACCCCAGCCAUGUUGAAGGAACAGAUCGACGAACUCAAGUCGUACUUGAAUGACAAGAAUGCGCCGUUCGGAAUUGACCUGUUACUCCCACAGGUUGGCGGUAACGCCAGGAAAACAAAUUACGAUUACACGAAAGGCAAGCUUAACGAGCUGGUCGACGUCGUCAUCGAAUCGGGUGCCAAACUCUUCGUUUCCGCUGUCGGUGUGCCACCCAAGGCCGUCGUCGACAAAUUACACAAGCACGGCAUUUACUACAUGAACAUGGUCGGACACCCCAAGCAUGUCCAGAAGGCGUUAGACAUCGGUUGCGAUAUCAUCUGCGCGCAGGGUGGCGAGGGUGGCGGUCACACCGGAAACGUUCCAACCACAGUCCUCAUCCCGGCUUGCGUCCAGAUCUGCAAGGGGAAGAUAAGUCCGGUUUCAGGCAAGCAAGUUCAAGUUAUCGCUGCUGGUGGCAUUCACAACGGACAGCUGCUAGCUGCUUCGUUGAUGAUGGGCGCGAGCGCUGUGUGGGUUGGUACCCGAUUCAUCCUAACGGACGAAGCCGGAGCGCCAGAAUCGCACAAGGAGGCUGUUCAGACCGCCAGCUUUGACGACACGAUUAAGACUCUCAUCUUCACCGGACGACCGCUGCGAGUGCGAAAGAACCCGUACAUCGAAACCUGGGAGAACGAGCGCCAGGGCGAGAUCAAGGCGUUGACGGCUAAGGGUGUUCUCCCUUACGAGCACGACCUAGAGCAGGUCGCGAACGGCGUCACCGAGAUCCCAGGAGCACCAAAGCCUACUGGCGACGAGGACGUGGACGACAUUAUGGACCAAUUCCGACCGUUCCUGAUGGGACAGUGUGCUGCGCUGGUAAACGAAAACAUGAGCGCGAAGGCGGUUGUGGAUGAGUUCAUCACAGAUGCCACAGCUGCGCUGAGCCAAGGCCAAAAGAUGACUUCAAAGCUGUAAAUGGAAUUUUGCGAGGUUGCAUAAGAAGUGCAAUGUGUGUAUAAAUAUAAAGAGCCUUUUUAUUUCGUAGUAUAAAUACCAAUUGAUCUAGCUGUUCUAUACAUGAAA